UGACAUCAGAAGAAUUUAUAAACCUGUUAUUGUUCAGAAAAGUGAAACUAAAUUGUACACAAUACGGGCAUCUGAAGAUCAGCACCACAGAAGGAUAGGUUGCAGACAAACAUAAUAAAUCCAAAAUACAGGUUUUAAUGACAAGACGAUCAGAAGCAACACACAUUUAACAUUACGGUGAACGGACAAGGAGUGACUGAAACGGGGUAACAAAAACAAGGUUUUGAAGUGCAGCUGAGAACAAAACAACAAAGGACAAUGGCUGAGAAUCUGCAUCACAGAGGAUUUCAGCUCUGUAGUCUACCUUCAAAUAGUGCAGCAUUAUCACUGAAAAAGAAUGGUAAUAUUAAUAUCAUCCUUCUGGGGAAAACCGGAGUUGGGAAAAGCUCAACAGGAAACACCAUCCUGGGAGAGAAGAGAUUUAGAUUUAAAAAAAGUCUGAAAUCUGUAACACAGUUUUGUGAGGUUGGAAAAUCAGUUGUUGAAGGCAGACAUGUAUCUGUUGUUGAUACUCCUGGGUUUUUUGACACAAAACACGAAGAGGAGGAGCUGGCUUUGGAGAUUGCAAAGUGUGUGUUUCUGUCUACACCAGGACCUCAUGCCUUCUUAUAUGUACUUCCUGUAGAAAGAUUCACAGAGCAGGAAGAAAUGGUAUGGCAAAUAAUGAAAAUGAUGUUUGGUGAAGGUGUAUUGAAACAUCUUAUACUGCUCUUCACAAAUGGGGAUGAUAUUGACCUGAAGGCAUUUGAGUCAGAAGUAAAUGAGUGUGAAAAGUUAAGAAACAUUGUUUCCAGCUGUCAGGGGUAUCACGUCUUCAACAACAAAGAUCAGAAUAACAGAGAGCAGGUGAAUGAUCUACUGCAGAAGAUUGACACAAUGAUAGAGCAGAAUGGAGGAGGACACUACAGUAAUCAGAUGUUUGAGGAGGCAAAGAGAAUUAAACAAGAGGAAGAUAAAAGCAGUUGCAGGUGCUUUGGCUGUCGCUGUGAAUGUGCAUUUAAGCGUUUCUGGCAAAAUUUCAAGGAAUUUUUCAGAGGCAUUGCACAUACAAUGUGUAUAAAAAGAAAGAAUCCAUACAGGCCUUUGUAGUUUUAGUUUGCUUUAUUCACACAAUAUGUUUUUAUAACCUUAACUUUCUGCUGAUUAUUUCUGUAACAAUAAUCAGACACUUUCUUUCUGUUCUUUUUCAUAUAUGGUCAAAUUGUUGAAUGAUACAAAGUUUCAGAAAUGUCAUGGUUUGAAUGAGAAAGUUGUGUUUUAAGUUCAUCUUUAUAAGCUCAGUUGUCUGAGUUACACCCCUUGAUGAUUUAGGAAUCAUUCUAAAACAUGUAAAUAGAAAAUGACUAAACUAUUAUGAUUGCAGUUGUGGGAACACAGCUUGAGCCAAUAAAAAGACCAACAUGUUCAA
Molecule: messenger RNA, 1408 nt
Organism: Megalobrama amblycephala (Wuchang bream)
Lineage: Eukaryota; Metazoa; Chordata; Actinopteri; Cypriniformes; Xenocyprididae
Product: GTPase IMAP family member 9-like
Exons: 5
Coding region: 259-1089 (276 amino acids)
Molecular function (GO): GTP binding
Source: RefSeq, a predicted model, not a curated record